AUGCCUAUCACUCUCACAACAGCCGCACACCCACCUCGCAAAUGGGAGAAGCGGAAUGUAUCCACAGCCGAGGAACUACUAGCACGCUCCUCCCCGAAAGACCAACGCCAAAGCCAAAAUCUAAUUCAGAGCUCCUUUUCCCAAAGCUCUUUUCGCGAUUCUCAUGUCUCCGCCUCUGAUAACGGAUUCGUCUGGUCCAUUUUUGACGCCUAUAGCCACCAUCAUAAUUUGAUUAUUCGACCUGAAGAUGUCUGGUUCUCUAUUUUGACACAACUCACCUUCUUUAUCAAUGCGCAUAGCGAAGAACUUCGAUCCCUCUUUGUGGCACACGAAGGGCAGAAAGAGCUCAAAGUCUUUGAUGUGGGAACGAUCCAUAGUGUUGACUUUGGCGAAGUGGCUAUGUAUAUGACCGAGGAGAUUGAAAAGAAUGUCUUGGUUGAAGACCUACGAACAUGGAUCAUGCCAAACUUCAGCACUACAACUGAGACGGACAAUGUGGUCGCGGCAAUUUUGAUGAUGGGUUCCAUGCAGAAAUACUUCUCUUAUACAGUGAUGUUGCUGUGUGGAAUACCCUCGGUUACCUUGUUAGGAGAAAGAGAGGACUGGCAAAAACUUACAGAAAGGCUUGACAUGAUGUAUCAACUGGGAGACGAGCCAGCCCGAUUUGCCCAGCUUCUUCGCCCAAUUCUCAAUAACUUUGUUGCCUGCUUUGACAAUCCAGAAGCCCCCGACGUACUCGAUUUCUGGAGCAGGUGUGCCCAUAAGGAGUGUAUGGGUAGUGGCCCGGAAUAUCUAUGUGGCUGGGUUUCGGUCUUCUGUUUCUGGAGUGAAGAGGGAGACUUGCUUCAUCGAGAGCCAAUCUAUCCCGUCGGCUCCCGAGAGUUUGAUGCACAUUCGUCAUCAGGGUUGAAGGAUGCUUUGUUGCGCGAAAUCGAUACAGACUCUAUUCCAUCUGGUGUCGUCUCUGUUCCUGUCACCGUCAAUGACAAUGGAGUUAUACAUAAGACUAUGAUGUUGGCUGGGCUUUUUGGCAUUCAGGCCACAUCAAGCGGGGCUAUGUUGGAUGGCAAGAGAGACCACGAGGGAGAAGAUUCAUAUCAAUUUACUAGUGAAUGGGAGGUUCUGACGGUCCCUUAUACCAUUUCCCCUGCAACAGAAGAGGCUGGGCUGGACUCCAUUCAGCCAAUCUCAGGGUGGAUGAUGUACGAAAAGCGACCCGCAGACCAAGAGGAAGGACAUCGCCAUGAGGUUGAGCACCUUCGAUAUCAUGAUUCGAAUGAUUUUUCUUUUGAUAUUUCCAAGAGCUCUGAGCUGAUCAUCGCAAAGGAAGAGUUGAAGGCCUCAUAA
This is a messenger RNA of Penicillium malachiteum, 1347 nucleotides long. Its product is annotated as DUF4419 domain-containing protein. NCBI's taxonomy places the organism in Eukaryota, Fungi, Ascomycota, Eurotiomycetes, Eurotiales, Aspergillaceae. The transcript has a single exon. The record is from RefSeq and is a predicted model, not a curated record. The coding region runs from base 1 to 1347 and encodes 448 amino acids.